AUGUUGGACGCCCUUGACACUUGCAGAGUGUCACAGAAGUCUGAACAUUCCGUCUUAUUCGCAAUCAAGAACUGCGGGACCACAAGGCAAUGGAGGGCAGCGCUGCAACUGUUCCACGAAGCGUGUCGGUUACGCUCAGCAGUCGGCCUUGGAUCUUACAUGGCGAUCAUCGGCGCUUGCAGCAAAGGUCGGCAGUGGCAAGGGGCUUUGGCGCUGCUCGGCGAGAUGUGGGAGGCGAAGCUGGAGCCCGACGUCAUCGGCUACAACGCCGGGAUCAGCGCGUGCGAGAAGGGAGGGCAGUGGCAGCGGGCCGUGGCGCUGCUCGGCGAGAUGGGGAGGGCGAAGCUCGAGCCCGACUCAGCUACAACGCUGGGAUCAGCGCGUGCGUGA
Molecule: messenger RNA, 390 nt
Organism: Prorocentrum cordatum
Lineage: Eukaryota; Dinophyceae; Prorocentrales; Prorocentraceae
Source: the annotation of a GenBank genome assembly